Mustela erminea (ermine) is the source of this 1547-nucleotide messenger RNA. Its product is annotated as protein SET-like. The transcript has 4 exons. Gene Ontology annotation, cellular component: nucleus; chromatin. Lineage: Eukaryota; Metazoa; Chordata; Mammalia; Carnivora; Mustelidae. The record is from RefSeq and is a predicted model, not a curated record. Gene Ontology annotation, biological process: nucleosome assembly. The coding region runs from base 1 to 783 and encodes 260 amino acids. Gene Ontology annotation, molecular function: histone binding; chromatin binding.
AUGGAUUCAGAAACACAGCUGGUGGGGUACCCAUUCUUGUUUGCAAAUGACAGUGAGGACGCCCUUCUGACCUUUCCUCUCCUGGCAGUCUUACUUGGCAAGCCCUGGCACCUCAACAUGAGACCUUACUUGGAAACAGGGCCCUACAGAGGUUACAGAAUAGAUUUUUAUUUUGAUGAACACCCUUACUUCGAAAAUAAAGUUCUCUCCAAAGAAUCUCAUCGGAAUGAGAGUGGUGAUCCAUCUUCAAAGUCCACUGAAAUCAAAUGGAAAUCUGGAAAGGAUGUGACGAAACGUUCCAGUCAAACACAGAAUAAAGCCAGCGGGAAGAGACAGCAUGAGGAACCAGAGAGCUUCUUCACCUGGUUGACUGACCAUUCUGAUGCAGGUGCAGAUGGGUUAGGAGAGGUCAUCAAAGAUGAUAUUUGGCCAAAUCCAUUACAGUACUACUUGGUUCCCGAUAUGGAUGACAAAGAAGGGGAAGGAGAAGAGGAGGAGGAGGAGGAUGAAGAAGAAGAAGAUGAUGAUGAUGAUGAUGAUGAAGAAGGAUUGGAAGAUAUUGAUGAAGAAGGAGAUGAGGAUGAAGGUGAAGAAGAUGAAGAUGAUGAUGGGGGGUGGAAGGAGAGGAGGAUGAAGGGGAAGAUGACUAAUGGAACACUGAUGGAUUCCAACCUUCCUUUUUUAAUUUUCUUCAGUCCCUGGAAGCAAGUUGCCGUCUUUUUUUUUUUUUUUCCCUUUUUCUUUUUCUUUUCUCCUCUCGUGCUCAUUCGCCCUGUUUUUUGAAGUCUCCUUUUUCUCUCCCUUUAUACCAUGGUUCUCAGCUUAUUUUGGAGGGGAAAUACCUUGAGCAGAAUACAGUGGGAAAAGAAUCCUCUACCCCUUUUUGUUCCAAAUUCAUUUUUGUCCCUUCCUGUCUCAACAGAAACAAAAACUUUAUGGAAUCAACACCACCGUGCUCUGUGGGAAAAAAGAAAAACCUUCUGCUCCCUUAGCUCUGCUGGAAGCGGGAGGGUGCCAGGCCCCUGUGUAGUAGUGCAUAGAAUUCUAGUUUUUUUUCCUCCUUUCUCUGUAUAUUGGGCUCAGAGAUUACACUGUGUCUCUAUGUGAAUACGGACAGUUAGCAUUUACCAACAUGGACCUGUCUACUUUCUCUUGUUUAAAAAAAAGAAAAAAAAACUUUAAAAAAUGGGGUUAUAGAAGGUCAGCAAAGGGUGGGUUUGAGAUGUUUGGGUGGGUUAAGUGGGCAUUUUGACAACAUGGCUUCUCCUUUGGCAUGUUUAAUUGUGAUGUUUAACGGACAUCCUUGCAGUUUAAGAUGACACUUUUAAAAAUAAAACUCUCUCCUAAUGAUGACUUGAGCCCUGCCACUCGAUGGGAGAAUCAGCAGAACUUGUAGGAUCUUAUUUGGAAUUGACAUUCUCUAUUGUAAUUUUGUUCCUGUUUAUUUUUAAAAUUUUCUUUUUGUUUCACUGGAAAGGAAAGAUGAUGCUCAGUUUUAAACGUUAAAAGUGUACAAGUUGCUUUGUUACAAUAAAACUAAAUGUGUC